Messenger RNA from Fukomys damarensis (Damara mole-rat), 689 nucleotides. RefSeq lists its product as uncharacterized. The record is from RefSeq and is a predicted model, not a curated record. The transcript has 3 exons. Bases 250 to 498 code for a protein of 82 amino acids. Lineage: Eukaryota; Metazoa; Chordata; Mammalia; Rodentia; Bathyergidae.
GGUUGUGGGGGGGUGGGAGUUGCUACUUUCUAGCCAUUUGGCAGAGAGACUAGCUAGCACUUGCGGGCAGAGCCUGGGUUCUUCUCAGAACAGCCUUCUCACAGCGCUGCUGCCUGGAAUGGGCACAUUCUGAAAGCCCUGGCCUAGUUUGACAGUGAGACUCUAAGCUUAGCUCACUGCCCACCCUGAAGCAGCACCACCCCAUGCCUGGUCCCCGGUGUCCAAGAGCACCCCAAGGGGAAAGCUGCAAUGGUGUCACCACCACGAAGAUCUUGGGGAAGCCAGGUGUCUGCAGCAUCUCUGCCACUCGAGCAAGCUGGGCCCGGCCUCUACAGCCCCAUGGUGGUGACCCAGGGCCCCAAGACCACUGGGAAGCACCUUCUCCUCUUCCAUAACUGGCUGUUCCCCAGCAAGGAGAGGUCUACCAAGAGCCAGAGACUCAAACAGAAGUCACACCUGUCUGACUUGCAGGUGGCCUCCUGUGACAAAAAGGAAUGACACAAUGAGGACAAAAGCCCUGAUCUCAUUAUCAAUGGAGGAAAUUCUCUUCUCUUCACCAUGGCCUCUGACCCUUGUGUCAAGAUUCCGUGACUGUCAGCCUUCUCAUUACAGGACCAUCAACCACAGUCUCCAGGAAGCCCCUGGUCCCUUAAUUAUCUCGUGACUAUUACAACAUAGAGAAUGUGGGG